UUCUUGUGAACACAAGUUUUUAUUCCUCUGAGACAAAUUUUCUCAAAGUAGCUGGACCUUCUGCUUUCUGGGAAGGCAAAAACAAAACACACACAAAUGGGAGGUGGAAAUGGAGGUGCACUCAGAACUUGGGGUUCUGAGGAAAAAAGAUGGUGAGGUGGAGGCCAUUAUAGGAUGCACAGUGAGAUCCUGUCUGAAAACGUCAACAAAAACGGUCACACUUUCAGAGUGGCUGUACCUUUUACAGCACCCACCUCACCAGUAAGCCACCAGACUCUUCUCCUUGGCACCUGGAUAUAUACAUCACAAAUUUCCCAGCCACUAUCGAUCUGAGCCACACUGAUGUUGGGUUUUAAUUUGCAUUUUCCUGGUGAGUGGAGGUGGGACACGUUUUCAGACGCUGUCUCCCAGGAGCUCUUCAUUUCCAGACGUUCACACGGGAAGCAGUCUCUUCCCAGGGGACUCAGCACCGCCCUUGCCCUUCGGUUGUGAUUUUCUGUUGAGAACCUGCCUUGUCACACGAUGAUUUCUAAGUGAAUUCAGAACAGCUUGGGAGUCACAACCAAAAAAGGCCUUUUCUUCAAUGCGUGAUAAACGGCAGACUGACUUCACAGAGACUUAAAGGAGUUAAGGAAUGAGGAAGGAGUUGUUAGGAAAGGGGCCAGACUGGGGGUUGCCAACCCUUUAACUCAAGUCCCAGGAGCUUCUCCCCCACACAUGCGCAGCGCCCCCUGCUCCGUCCCGCCCCUAGCCCUUCCUCUUAGUCCAUGACCAAUUAGGGUGGAGGAGGCGGGAUCCCGCUGGCCGCGGUGCUGCUUGGGUAGCAUCCUUGGUUACUGUUGCUAGGGCAGCGGGUCUCCGCAGGAGGUGGGAGUAGGAAGUUUUGGGGAGGUCAAGGGUCAGUGCGGAGUCUCUGUUGGAGAUGGUGAAGCAGACGAUCCAGAUUUUCGCUAGGGUAAAGCCCUCCGUACGGAAGCAGCAGCAAGGGAUUUAUUCCAUAGAAGAAGAUGAAAAAUUAACACCUAGCUUGGAAAUUCUCUUACCCCGGGAUCUGGCGGAUGGAUUUGUGAACAAUAAGCGAGAAAGCUACAAGUUUAGAUUUCAAAGGAUUUUUGACCAAGACGCAAAGCAAGAGAUCAUUUUCGAAAUCAUUGCCAAACCAGUUGCUGAGAGUGUCCUGGCAGGUUACAAUGGUACCAUCUUCGCGUAUGGGCAGACAGGCAGUGGCAAGACGUUCACCAUCACAGGUGGGGCCGAGCGGUACAGCGACAGAGGCAUCAUCCCAAGGACUCUGUCAUAUAUUUUUGAGCAGUUGCAAAAGGACAGCAGCAAGGUCUACACGACACACAUUUCUUACUUGGAAAUCUACAAUGAAUGUGGCUACGACCUGCUGGAUCCGAGACACGAAGCCUCCAAACUGGAAGAUCUGCCGAAAGUGACAACAUUGGAGGAUCCUGAUCAGAACAUUCACCUGAAAAACCUGUCUCUUCAUCAGGCAACAACCGAGGAGGAAGCUUUAAACUUGCUCUUCUUGGGGGACACCAACAGGAUGAUUGCAGAGACUCCUAUGAACCAAGCUUCAACCCGAUCACACUGUAUUUUCACUGUUCACUUGACCAGCAAGGAGCCAGGAUCUGCUACCGUCCGACAUGCUAAGCUCCAUUUGGUUGACCUGGCUGGGUCAGAGCGUGUGGCAAAGACUGGAGUCGGAGGUCUGCUUCUGACAGAGGCCAAGUACAUCAACUUGUCACUGCACUACCUGGAGCAGGUCAUCAUCGCCCUUUCGGAAAAGCACCGCACACACAUCCCUUACAGGAACUCCAUGAUGACAAGCGUGCUCAGAGACAGUCUGGGGGGCAACUGCAUGACCACUAUGAUCGCCACGCUCUCUCUAGAGAAGAGGAACAUUGAUGAGUCCAUCUCUACCUGCAGAUUCGCUCAGCGAGUGGCCCUCAUCAAAAACGAAGCCGUCCUCAAUGAAGAAAUUGACCCCAGACUGAUGAUUGUCCGCUUGCAAAAGGAGAUUGCAGAUCUGAAGGCGGAGCUGGCUGUGGCCACCGGGGAGUUGAGGACAGAGGCACUCACCGAAGCAGAGCUCCAUCAGCUGGAAAAACUAAUAGCAUCCUUUUUGGAAGACCAAGAUCCAGAGAGUAGACUGGAAGUUGGCGCCGAUAUGCGUAAAAUCCAUCACUGUUUUCAUCAUUUUAAGAAGCUGUUGAAUGACAAGAGCACCGUAAAGAAUCCAGUCUCCUCUGAAAGCACGCACCAGGCAUGCCAAGAGCCGUUGGAAGGUGAAGAAUAUAUGAAGCUCCGAGACCUUCUCAAGCAGAGGGACAAUGAGAUCAAUAUCCUGGUCAACAUGUUAAAAAAGGAAAAGAAGAAAACUCAGGAUGCCCUGCACUUCUCUAGCAUGGAGAAGAGUGAGGCCAGGACACCACAGAACUCACCCUUCGUUUCUAGGAGCCCAGCAAGUCAGAGCACCUCCGUCUCCUCAGUCCUGAGCCAGGACCAUAGCAUCUACAGGCACAGCUCCAGUUUGCUCCACAAAAAAACAGGAAUGAGAGAGGAGAUGUCCCUGGGACGCCAGGAGGCUUUUGAAAUUUUCAAGAGGGACCACGCUGACAGUGUCACCAUCGAAGACAACAAACAGAUUCUGAAGCAGAGAUUUUCUGAAGCAAAGGCUCUGGGAGAAAGUAUAAAUGAAACAAGAAGUAAGAUUGGUCAGCUAAAGGAUGCCAUCACCCAGAGGCACCUACAGCAGGUAGCUCUCGGAAUCUCAGAGAACACGGUCACACCCUCCCUGCCUGACCUCCAGGAAGAGAAACUGCGUUCCCAGCUGGAGGAGGAAAAGAGCAGGUACAAAUCGACGUUCAUGCGCCUGAAGGCCCUGAAGGUGGAGAUUGAACACCUGCAGCUGCUCAUGGACAAAGCCAAGCUGAAGCUGCAGAAGGAGUUCGACGUCUGGUGGGCUGAGGAGGCCGCCAGCCUGCAGGUAAACUCCCCAGCCGCAAAUCCUCAGGAGGGUGUGAAGCCGGUGCCGCAGCGGGACCAGCCACGGCAUCUCUCCAAGAAAAGUUCUCAAAGAUGGGAAGUUGAAGAUAGAGCUGACAGUGUGGAUGUCUGUGAUAGAAAUGCCAGAAGAAUCCUCCCCUCCCCUCGCCCCAGUGAGCACAGCCAAGGGUCCAGUAGCUCCAGGACACAGCUACAAGGCAGCAUCUCCGAAAAGCAGAUAUCAUCCAUCCCUCUCACGGGAGACAGCCAGACAGAUUCCGACAUCCUGGCAUUCAUCAAGGCCAGACAGAGCGUUCUGCAGAAGAAAUGCCUGGGAAGCAACUGACUUUCUGAUGGGAUUCCAACCGUGUCCUGCAGACGGAAUGACUGAUGUAAAGACAAAGACCCUGCCCCUCACUGUGACCUCAGAUACGACAUAAAGCCACCCCAGAGCAGCUGGCGAAUGUGAGGCCAGAGGAGGAGAGCUGUACUUGGAGGAGGUGUCUGGGCGAGCACCAGAGAGGACUUGUAGGGCUGUUGGAUGGUCCUGACAGAGCCGCUGGAAGGGUGGCCAAUGUCAAGAAGCUGAGGGCAAGGCUGGGUUGCUGCUCACUGUCACAUUUAUGAGAGACUUGGUGAUGGUGCAAUACACCAUCAUAGUGUACAGACUGGGGACAUUCCAGGUGGCACAAUAUAGGAGGAUAAUAAUCCAUUUUUUCUAGCUAUUUGCCAGCCACCACCCUAGUCUACCCCUGGCUUAGAAGCCCAGGGAUGCCCAUGGCAGGCCAGGCAGGGCUUCGGAGCACCAGAUAAGACAGUAGAAUGUAGGGCACCUCAAGGCCAGUGUCCCAGCCCAAACGCUCUGCUAUCACACCCUCGCCCUGUCUCCAGGGACCUAUGUGUCCUUGCAGUCUGAGGAUUCACACUACCAGAGAACAGUGGCAAGCUCCCCAGAGCUCUGCAGGCAUCAGGACCUUGAGCCAAUACCCCACCAAGCUGUGUGGGGCUCUACAAAAUUAAAGUCCAGACUCCCUGUCCCCACAGGGAGAACACAGCUACCCAGGGGUCUUGUCUCAGUGCCCCUCCCAUCAUUCCACAACCUGGCUCUGUGACUUGGACUCAGUGGACAUGAAAAGGAGGGAACACAGUCAGCGGCGGCCUGUGUUGUGUUUCCAACCUAGCUAGAGUCAGGCAGGGCAAUGGAGGUGCAGAAAGAGGCGCCCAGAAAUUAUGACAGCCAAAUAAAAAUACCUUCUGCUGGUGGUUGUCUGUUCCAUCGUCUAAGAACUCGUGAUCUUGGGGAGCAGACAGGGGACGACACAGCAACGUGGACUCGUUUGGGUCGAUGCUGUUGACUUCUGUCACUCCUUUUCGGGUAUCCUGAAGCUAGGCAGGCCUGUAGCAUUCUUCUUGGUCAUAGCCUGGCUUAUGCCAUUAGGAGCCAGAAGCAUGAAGCAGGCCAGCCUUGCCCUUCCACAGCUGAUUUCUUGGUCUGCAACAGACUUUAAGAUGGAAAGUGCUGGGACAACCAGAGCCUGUUGUCUAGGUCCUCCCUGUGACCCCAGCACAGAUCCAGUUCUUACCAAACAGUGCCCCCUCGUGACUGGCGUCAGUGAUCCCAGAACACAUCUUCUAGAGCUUGCUAAGGUCUGUUGACUCUCACUCUCCUGCUGAGAGGUUAUCUCCUGGAUCCAAAGGCUUUAUUGGCUGAGGUGUGUGGUAUAGCCUCACACAGGGUAUGGAAGAGUCACCCAACCUGGAGAGGGAGUAAAGAAGAGAAGAACACACCAGCCAAGGAACCCAGGCCUACAGGGCAUUGGCAGUCAACCUUGGAGGAGCCUCCUUAAAAUCCACCUUAAAUCUCUCAGUGGGUGCUGGGGCUUUGGUGUGGACCCACACUGGACCACAGUGUACCUUCCCCCAAAGAGUCUCUGCAAAUGGGAGGAAGGGAUGAAGACUUUGAAAGGACUCUCUAGCAUCAGUCUGGGCUCAAUGGAGCGGGGACAACAAGGAAUGUCUGAGUUCAAAUGUGGAGACUGAAAUGUUUUCUGGUCAGUGACCCUGGUCCAAUCCUAGAUAGAAUUCAGCUGUCUGUCAUUCUCUCCACAGGCAGAGGGUUGGGGGGAAAGUGCAUUGAAAAAGGAGAUUUCAGAUUGCUGAGCAAGUAAAGACAUCCGCCACCAACUCUGAUGGCCUGAGUUUGGUCCACAGGACGGACAUGGAAGGAAGAGCCCUGGCUGCCACACGUUGCUCUUUGGUGCUUUUGACUGUCUCUAUCAAUCUAUUUUAUCAGCAAAGACUCGGAAGCCAGAUCCCAGGGUGAAAACCUGCUAGCUUAGAAAGGCAGAGAAAGCGCCCAGCUCUUCCUCUGCCGCCAUCUUCCCAGAAAGAGAACUUUCUCCUACACUGUCCAAACAAAAACUCCUCCAACUGGCUGUCCCUCCUUUCUACUUCCUGUGU
This is a messenger RNA of Peromyscus leucopus (white-footed mouse), 5451 nucleotides long. It is a transcript of the gene Kif6, whose product is annotated as kinesin family member 6. Gene Ontology annotation, molecular function: ATP binding; microtubule motor activity; microtubule binding. NCBI's taxonomy places the organism in Eukaryota, Metazoa, Chordata, Mammalia, Rodentia, Cricetidae. Gene Ontology annotation, biological process: microtubule-based movement. The coding region runs from base 923 to 3337 and encodes 804 amino acids. The record is from RefSeq and is a predicted model, not a curated record. The transcript has 23 exons.